CUUUUUGCCGAACUCACCCACUGUUAUCAGCGAUAAGAAUUUCACCAGCUUCACCAAAACAAAACGUUUUAAACAAAAAUCUGGAAAGAUGGAGGCACCUCCGGAACACUGUCCUGGCGUGGAGAGCGAGCAGGCGGGCAAGGUGAGCGCCUGUGCCGGCUGCCCCAAUCAGGGCAUCUGCAGUGAUCCCAACCGGAAAGUCGAAGAUCCCGGCAAGGCUCUGGUGGCAGAGUCCCUGAAGGACGUUAAGAACAAGCUGCUGAUCCUCUCCGGAAAGGGAGGUGUGGGCAAGAGCACCGUGACCAGUCUUCUGACCCGGUACUUGGCCAGAAGCUGUCCCAACAGCAACUUCGGGGUGCUAGACAUCGACAUUUGUGGUCCGUCGCAGCCCCGCUUGUUGGGGGCUCUGGGCGAGAAUGUCCACCAAUCCGGUUCCGGCUGGUCGCCCGUGGGCAUUGACGACAACGUGUGCCUGAUGUCAAUUGGAUUCCUUCUGGGCUCAGUGGAUGAUGCGAUUAUCUGGCGUGGCCCGAAGAAGAAUGGCAUGAUCCGGCAGUUCCUGAGCGAGGUGGACUGGGGGAACUUGGAUCUCCUGCUGCUGGACACUCCUCCUGGCACUUCCGACGAGCAUCUGUCGGUGGUUUCCUAUCUGAAAGAUGACACGCAGCCCGAGUCGCUGCGUGCCGUCAUUGUGACCACGCCGCAAGAGGUGGCUCUGCUGGAUGUCCGCAAGGAGAUCAACUUCUGCAAGAAACAGAACAUUCCCAUUGUGGGAGUUAUCGAGAACAUGAGCAGUUUCCGGUGUGGUAAUUGCGGGAACAGCUCCGAGAUCUUUCCGGCCAAAACGGGAGGAGCAGCAGCCAUGUGUGCAGAGAUGGAGGUACCUCUACUAGGAUCCCUGCCCUUGGAUCCCCAGAUAGCCAAGGCCUGCGAUUCUGGCGACGAUAUAACGGAAAUCAAGAACUCAACUACAGAGGCUCUGGAUGGGAUUUGCUCCAAGAUUAUGUCAAGCUUCAGUUAGCAAGCCAAAUGUCGUUGAAUAAAAUAAUUUUUGUAUUUUUUUCGAUAAA
Drosophila ananassae is the source of this 1070-nucleotide messenger RNA. It is a transcript of the gene Nubp1, whose product is annotated as cytosolic Fe-S cluster assembly factor NUBP1 homolog. The transcript has a single exon. Gene Ontology annotation, molecular function: ATP binding; 4 iron, 4 sulfur cluster binding; ATP-dependent FeS chaperone activity. The record is from RefSeq and is a predicted model, not a curated record. Gene Ontology annotation, cellular component: cytosol. Lineage: Eukaryota; Metazoa; Arthropoda; Insecta; Diptera; Drosophilidae. Bases 89 to 1021 code for a protein of 310 amino acids. Gene Ontology annotation, biological process: iron-sulfur cluster assembly.